AUGGCGCCAAUGAGUUUGCCUCCAGGAUUCAGGUUUCAUCCAACAGACGAAGAGCUAGUGGCUUACUAUCUGGAUAGGAAGGUCAACGGCCGAACCAUUGAGCUGGAGAUCAUUCCUGAAGUUGAUCUCUAUAAAUGCGAGCCAUGGGAUUUGCCUGAAAAGUCAUUUCUGCCGGGGAACGACAUGGAAUGGUACUUUUACAGCACAAGGGAUAAGAAGUAUCCGAAUGGGUCGAGGACAAACCGUGCGACCCGAGCGGGUUACUGGAAAGCCACAGGGAAAGACCGUGCAGUAGAAUCAAAGAAGAUGAAGAUGGGGAUGAAGAAGACGCUCGUUUAUUACAGAGGAAGGGCUCCUCAUGGCCUUCGUACUAAUUGGGUGAUGCAUGAAUAUCGCCUCACUCACCCUCCUUCUUCUUCCUCCUCCUCCUCCUCCUCCUUCAAGGAGUCUUUUGCAUUGUGCCGAGUGUUCAAGAAGAAUAUACAAAUUCCAAAGAAAAAAGAAGAAGGAGAAGAAGAAGAGAUCGGUACUAGUGUUGGUAAAGAAGAGGAAGAAGAAGGGGAGAAGAAGUGGAGACAACGUGAUGGGAAUGUUGAGGAUAGGAUGGAAAGAGAAAGCCAAGAAGACGAGAGCUUGAAAAUAGUAUCGGCGGAGACAUCCUCAUCAGAGCUCACUCAUCAAGGGAUCCUUUUAGACGAAGCCAACAGCUCCUCCAUUUUCGCGCUUCAUUUCUCCUCCUCUCUUCUCGACGAUCAUGAUCUUCUUUUUUCAAACUACUCUCAGCUUCCUAAUUACCAUCCUCCUCUCCAACUCCAAGAUUUCCCUCAGCUUUCUAUGAAGGAAGCAGAGAUUAUGUCAUCAAUCGAUAUCUCCAGGCAACAAGAGUUUCAAUGCAGAGACUCAAUGAACGGGGCGCUUGACGAGAUCUUUUCUUUCUCUUCUUCCGCCACCUUCCCUGCUUCCCUUUAA
Messenger RNA from Microthlaspi erraticum, 969 nucleotides. NCBI's taxonomy places the organism in Eukaryota, Viridiplantae, Streptophyta, Magnoliopsida, Brassicales, Brassicaceae. The record is from the annotation of a GenBank genome assembly.